Molecule: messenger RNA, 2083 nt
Organism: Chelonoidis abingdonii (Abingdon island giant tortoise)
Lineage: Eukaryota; Metazoa; Chordata; Testudines; Testudinidae
Source: RefSeq, a predicted model, not a curated record
AUGACAGGUCAUCCAGUGUCUGCUCAAAGGAUUUCUUCUUGGAUCACUACCUGCAUUCGCUGUUGCUGUGAUCUGGCAAAGAUUGCACCUCCGAUGAACUUGGAUAGAUUUGCCAGCAUAAGGAUUCCAGGCAGUAGAAAAGAAAGACCUCCUUUAUUGCAGCUGAAACAAUCACAUUCCUCUAUUGAUUGGUCAUCACCUCCUGCAGAUGUGGAUGAAUUCAUUCCCAAACCCUUGUCAGAGCGAGAAAUCCUAGCACUUUUUGAAAAAAUGAUGGAAGACAUGAAUUUAAAUGAAGACAGAAAAACACCAUUGCGAGAAAAGGACUUCAAUACCAAAAAAGAAAUGGUGAUGCAAUAUAUCAGUACUGCUUCGAAGGCUGGAAGCCUCAAGAGCAGCCGACAGAUUACAGCACAGGAAUUCAUCCUGGAACUAAAAUCUGGAGCAACAGAUGAAAGACUUGUCACUUGCUUAGAAUCUCUACGGGUUUCUUUGACCAGUAACCCUGUCAGUUGGGUUGAAAACUUUGGACAUGAAGGACUGGGAUUGUUGCUGGAUGUUUUAGAAAGACUGGUUGAAAUAAAAUCUCAGAACAGAGUUGUGAAGAGGAGUCAGCAUAAGAUCGUACAGUGUUUGAAGGCCUUUAUGAAUAAUAAGUAUGGGUUGGAAAGAAUAAUGGGAGAAGAAAGGAGCCUUUCAUUGCUGGCCAGGGCAAUUGAUCCUAAACAAACUAACAUGAUGACUGAUGUUGUUAAACUCUUGUCUGCAAUAUGCAUUGUUGGAGAGGAGAACAUCCUUGAAAAAAUUUUGGAAGCUGUAACAACAGCAGCAGAAGAAAGGAACAUAGACAGAUUUUCCCCCAUUGUAGAAGGCCUUCGGGAUAAUUCAGUUCAGCUGCAAGUAGCUUGUAUGCAGCUCAUCAAUGCUCUUGUAACAUCUCCUGAUGAUCUGGACUUCAGGCUCCACAUCAGAAAUGAAUUUAUGCGCUCUGGAUUGAAGGAGAUAUUGCCACAAUUGACAUGUAUAAAGAAUGAUGCUCUAGAUAUCCAGCUGAAAGUCUUCAAUGAGCACAAGGAAGAAGACAUGAUUGAGUUCUCCCAUCGUUUGGAAGAUAUUAGAUCUGAACUAGAUGAAGCAAAUGAUGUUUACAAUAUGGUAUGGAACACAGUCAAGGACACUAAUGCUGAAGGAUAUUUUCUUUCUAUUCUCCAGCAUCUUUUGCUCAUACGAAAUGAUUAUUUUAUACGACCCCAGUAUUUCAAAUUAAUUGAAGAAUGUGUGUCCCAGAUAGUAUUGCAUCGCAGUGGAACAGACCCAGAUUUCACCUACCGUAAAAAGUUAGAUGUAAAUUUCAGUCAUUUAAUAGAUGUUUGUGUAGAUAAAGCAAAAAUAGAAGAAUUUGAAGAGAGAGCUUCAGAACUUUCCAGGAAAUUUGAAAAAGAAUUUGUAGUCCAUCAGGAGACCCAGUCCCUACUGCAGAAAAAAGAAGAAAAAAUCAGUGCGCUAGAAGCAGAAUUACAGGCUUUUAAAUCCCAGUAUGGCUCCAUACCACAUGGAUCAGAUGUUCAUUUUUUACCAUCAGUACAAGGAGGCACAUCUAUUCCUCCAUCAGCUGCUGCAGCACCUGAACAGUUACUACCAUCUCCCCCAUUGGCACCUUUUAAUGGAGCACCUCCGCCGCCGCCACCUCCGCCACCGCCUUUUAUGAAUGGCUCAGGAAUGGCUCCAUCUUUUGGUGCACCACCACCUCCUCCGCCACCAGGCUUUCCUGGAGUACAGUGGUCUCCGCCUCCACGUACAUUGCCCUUUGGAUUGAAGCCUAAAAAAGAAUUCAAACCUGAGAUCACCAUGAAAAGGCUCAAUUGGUCAAAGAUUAGGCCACAUGAAAUGAAUGAAAACUGUUUCUGGCUGAAAGCAGAUGAGGACAAGUAUGAGAGUGCUGAUUUGCUUUGCAAACUGGAGCUUACGUUUUGUUGUCAAAAGAAAGUAAAAAAGGAAGAGGACGAUUUUGAAGAGAAGAAAUCUAUUAAGAAAAGAAUCAAAGAACUAAAAGUCUUGGACCCAAAGAUUGCACAGAAUCUGU